AUUAUUUUUAUCCUUCUUAAAGGAAAAGUAGCUCCUUGUUUUUAAUUGCAAUGUGCCCGCCCUGUUGUAAAUGACAGCCCGGAGCAAUUUCUAGAGAUUGUUGCUGAACAACAACGACCAAGCAGCUGCAAGCCGAUGGGGAAGGAUUCUGGGAUAUGUAGUUCAACAAGAUCUGGGAAACCUCUUGGCUCUUUGGGCCCUCUUCAAUUUUUUUUUUAAAAAUGUGUAAUACAAUGCUGUACAUUUUGGAGAAAGAUGAAAAAUGUCUAUUAUUCACAUAUGUGAAGGUAAAAGUAUGGCAGUUUCCAGUUCAGAAGAACAGAAGAAACAAAACUGUUUCAUCUUGGGUGCUUCUGGAGAAACUGGGAAAGAAUUGCUACUUGAAAUCUUAAAGCAGCAAAAAUUCUCGCGAGUGACCCUCAUUGGCCGCCGAAAGCUAAAUUUUGAAGGGACUCUUUACAGUAAUGUGGCCCAAGAAGUUGUUGACUUUGAGAAGCUAGAUGAAUCUGCUGCUGCCUUCCAAGGACAUGACGUAGGAUUUUGCUGCUUGGGGACAAGCAGAGCCAAAGCUGGAGCGGAUGGAUUUGUGCGUGUUGACCGUGAUUAUGUUGAACAUGCAGCAAAGCUAGCCAAAGCUGGUGGCUGCCACCACUUUAUCCUAGAGUCCAGCAAAGGUGCGGAUAGCUCUAGCAGAUUCCUUUAUCUGAAGACCAAGGGUGAAGUAGAAAACAGGAUUAAAGCACUUGAAUUUGACCGAUUCUCCAUAUUUAGACCAGCGGUGCUGCUAUGUGAUCGCCAGGAGUCUCGGCCUGGAGAAUGGGUGGCCAGGAAAGUCCUAGGAGUGGUAGCCCAUUUCUUUCCCACAUAUAUGACUAUUCCUACCACGACAGUGGCCCGAGCAAUGGCCAAUAUUGCAGUGAUGCCGGCAAAAGAUGGGCAGAAAGUGGAGGUGCUGGAAAAUGCAGCCAUCCAUGCCCUUGGUCAGUCAAAGUAAUCAACGGAGAAGCAGGGAUGUGUUUUGGAUAGCUUUAUAAUGAAGGGGUUUCACUGAUUACCCCAAGCCCAGCCUUACUCAUAUAUUUUUAUACUUUGGAGGAUCUCUGAAUAAUCAAUAGCUGUGAAUUGCAUUUGACAUGAUUGUUGCAUCAGAAGCAUGUGAUGCAAAAAUAACUUUUAAAAAAAGCCUUAAUGUCAUUGGUGCUGUUUCAGAAGCUUUAAACAUAUCCUGCCUCUUAAUAAAAUUAAUUAAUUAAUUAGCAAUGGAAUUGUGUAUGGCUUGUUGAUUCAACACUAACAUGCUAAAAAUUCAACUUAAAAAUGCAUUGUGGAAUGAAAGAAGAUUGAAACUUUAUUAUGGUCAAAAUCCAGGAAUAUCAAGCAGAAUGCAAAAACAUUUACCCAGUAGCUACCCAUAUAUUUUAUAGGAAAUGUUAGGAUGAACUUAGGUUAAUCCCAUUUCAGGCCUUAUAUGCUGCUGCAGAGACUGGCUUAUUUGUUGCCCAGGUGCCUGUCUAAUACACCAAUCCCUCAUUUAGUGACUAAGUUCCAUUAAGCAAAAUGGUCAUUAAGUAAACACAUGACUUACUUGAGAGAAGAAAGAAAGAGACGCUACAAAGUCCAGUACUUGCUGCCAUCUAAAAUUCUCAUAUUGUUAUACCAAUGUUACUCUCCCUCUGAUAGGGUUUGUUGUCAGGUGCACAAAAAUUGUAAAUGGGUUGCCUUGUGACGAAAUGGGUGGCAAAUAAAUUUA
Messenger RNA from Notechis scutatus (mainland tiger snake), 1750 nucleotides. The record is from RefSeq and is a predicted model, not a curated record. Lineage: Eukaryota; Metazoa; Chordata; Lepidosauria; Squamata; Elapidae.